GCAUAAUCCUGAAGUUUUGGUCCCAGCACAGUGUGAUGCAAAGUUUGAGAUAGACUCGUACACUGAGCCGAAUUAUCUGUACGAAGGUAUCCUGGUUCUUAAAGCUCUUCUGCUCCAGAAAGCUGCUCCAAACAAAUUUAAAACGUUAAUGUCUAUGCAGAGUCAUAUAGAAGAUAGAAGAGGUACAAUUGUUUGGGAGAAAGUACAAGAGCGGAUUGUGGAUGUUCUCAAGAAAACUCUAGGAAUUAUGGUAUUCGAGGCAAUUUGUCCUGAGUAUGAUUUUUCUGAUGAAACAAUCCAGACUAUAGUUGGUAUCCUGGAUACUAAUAAGAAAGAGAUUAGGCUUGCAUUCACUGAUGUAGAGGCUGUGUAUGCAACUGCAUGUCUCAUGGAGCAUAAUUGCCAACCAAAUGUGAAAUUAAAUUUUGCAAAGGAUUUCAUGAUAACUGUAGUAGCAGGCCGUGAUAUUGCUGAAGGAGAGCAUAUUUCAACUAUGUACACUCAUGCACUCUGGGGAACCAUUGCUAGGCGUGAUCAUCUUCAUCUGUAUAAACAGUUUUGGUGUACAUGCAAGAGGUGUGCGGAUCCAACAGAGUUUGGAACCAACUUUUCAACUCUUCUCGAUAACGGUCAUCCAAUGCUUCCGGAAGAUCCCCUCAACUCAGAAUCCGACUGGAUCUGUGAAAAAACAGGAAAAGUGAAGACUGCCCAGGAAGUUAAGAUAGAGCUCACUAAGAUUGGACAAGAGUUAGAGAUGAUUCAAACCAAGGGAAUUGUUGAUGAUAUUGAACAGUUUAUUGAGUCACAUUCUAAGGAGCUGCAUCCUAAUCAUUACCAUAUGGUGACAGCUAAGCACAACCUUCUCCAGAUGUAUGGCAGAACUGAGGGAUAUCUUAUCCAGGAUAUGACUGAGGAACAACUGAACCGAAAGAUUGAUCUAUGUAAAGAGAAUCUAGAGAUCUUGAGUAAAAUAGAUCCUCAUAUGAUCAGGUUGGAAGUUUACAGUGCAGCAGCACACUUUGAACUUCAUCUUCCUCAACUACAGCUUGCUAAAAGAAGUUGGGAAACUGGAAAGCUUUCUACAGAGGAAUUCAGGGAACGUCUGAAGGAACCACAUAGCUCUGUACUGAAAGCUAUUGAACUGUUGAAGGAGGAAGGAAAUGAUCUUCUUCCUGAAGGUCAACUCCUGUUACAGGCUCGUGAUACGUUGACUCAGUUAGAAGGAUUCAUGAAGACAGUUGGAUGCCAGUUCUAAUCAAUCAAUCGAUCAAUACUCAAAUUGUUAUAAAAUUCAAUACUUAGAAGAAUUUGCUCAUAAUUUUUUUGGUUUAUCAAAUUGUACAAAGAUCCGACUAUUGUUUAUUGUUAUACUUGACCAACUAUUAGUUAAUUCACAUAGAUAAAUCUUAUACAUGUACAUCCAAGAAGAAAACUACAAAAGUAACCAAUUGGCUUGAUUUGUAGGUUAUGUACAUUGAAUAGAUCUGUACGUGAGUAUAGAGAAAUAAAGGCAAAAAAGAACAUUUCAGUUUUUCCCAAUAGUCAAAUAUAGAGAUAGAGCUUUUAAAAUAUCUAUGAAUUUUCUUACAAUUGUGAUAAACAAAUUUGAUAUUUUGUUUAUUAACUGUUCCGGUAUGAGUUUCUACUAUUUUCUCCAAAGGUUAGCAUAAUUGUUGAAAUAAUGUCUUUUUCAGGCUAAAAUUAGAAAAAAAUACUUUUAUUCUUGCCUCUCAUUCAAAAACCCAUUAAAGAAUUAUGCUGAUCUAAAUGUUGAUUUUGUUUAUCAUGAUUUCAAGAUAAUUUACAGAAGUAAUGAAAUUGAAAGUGCUAUAUAGCAAUAAUACUUACCGUGGGCGAAGCUGAUAUUUCUCUAAGAAAAUAAAGCUAUAUUAAAGUAUAACUUACAAAUCAAGCCAAUUUUUGCUUUUGCAUUUAUGUUUGUUGGAUGUAUACACAUGUUAAAUUUGGUUCUCAAUGUGAAAUAACCAAUAUUUGGUCAAGUUAAAACAUUUAAUGAUCAGAUUUUUUGUACAAUCCUGAAAACCUAAUAUUUGAAUA
This is a messenger RNA of Eurytemora carolleeae, 2058 nucleotides long. Its product is annotated as protein msta. The coding region runs from base 149 to 1255 and encodes 368 amino acids. The transcript is spliced from 15 exons. Gene Ontology annotation, molecular function: protein binding. The record is from RefSeq and is a predicted model, not a curated record. NCBI's taxonomy places the organism in Eukaryota, Metazoa, Arthropoda, Copepoda, Calanoida, Temoridae.